Molecule: messenger RNA, 4021 nt
Organism: Perognathus longimembris pacificus (Pacific pocket mouse)
Lineage: Eukaryota; Metazoa; Chordata; Mammalia; Rodentia; Heteromyidae
Gene: Npr2
Product: natriuretic peptide receptor 2
Exons: 22
Coding region: 619-3771 (1050 amino acids)
Biological process (GO): protein phosphorylation; cGMP biosynthetic process; receptor guanylyl cyclase signaling pathway
Cellular component (GO): membrane
Molecular function (GO): peptide hormone binding; protein kinase activity; guanylate cyclase activity
Source: RefSeq, a predicted model, not a curated record
GCUCGGGCCGCCGGGGCCCAGGAAGAGCAGAGCGGAGAGAAGCGGGGGACACGGGCGGGGCCGCCGCUGCUCCGGAUGGGACCGGCGCCUGGGCCCGUUAGUCCAAGCCGGAGCUUCGGGAGAAGCCUUCGCCGGGAGAGUGACCCCUGCCUUCCCCUCCCCUCCGGGCCCAGGCCUCGCUUAGCUCCCCGCCUGCCCCGGUCCUGUUUGUCGCCGCUGCCUGCCCUCCCAGAUCCUGCAAGCUGUGGGGUGCCCCCAGCUUCCCCCCACCCCCAGCCCGCCCCAGGCUCAAACCCCCUCCUUCUCAGCUCUGGAUCGUCAGGCCACUUCACCCAGCACUGUCCCCAUCCCGCCUGGUCGCGGGGUGCCCCCCCCGGGUCCCUCCCUCCUCUUGCCACCCUAUCCUUUGCCCUAGCCUCAGGCUGGUUGCCCACUCCUUGCCCACCCCACGCUUCCUCCCAUCCUCUUCUGGCGCGGUCCCCGGCACUUUCUCUAUCCUAGCCGGUCGCCUUGGCUUGUUCUGAGGCACUUCUCUUGCCGGCCCUCUUCCCCAGGCUCCAGGCUGGGUGGUGCUUGUGCCUGCCGGGUAGGCCAGAGCGGCCCCAGGUUCUGGGGGCCAUGGCACUGCCAUCACUGCUGCUGCUGGUGGCAGCCCUGGCAGGUGGGGUGCGUCCUCCGGGGGCGCGGAACUUGACACUAGCUGUGGUGCUGCCAGAACACAAUCUGAGCUAUGCCUGGGCCUGGCCACGGGUGGGUCCUGCUGUGGCACUCGCCGUGGAAGCACUGGGCCGGGCAUUGCCCGUGGACCUGCGGUUUGUCAGCUCUGAACUAGAUGGCGCCUGCUCUGAGUACCUGGCUCCCUUGCGCGCCGUGGACCUCAAGCUGUACCAUGACCCUGACCUGCUGUUGGGCCCUGGUUGCGUGUACCCUGCUGCCUCGGUGGCCCGCUUUGCUUCCCACUGGCGCCUUCCCCUGCUGACUGCCGGUGCCAUGGCCUCUGGCUUUGCGGCUAAGAAUGAGCAUUAUCGUACCCUGGUGCGCACUGGUCCCUCGGCUCCCAAGCUGGGUGAGUUUGUAGUGACCUUACACGGGCACUUCAACUGGACUGCCCGUGCUGCCUUGCUCUAUCUGGAUGCCCGCACAGAUGACCGGCCGCACUACUUCACCAUCGAGGGAGUCUUUGAGGCCCUGCAGGGCAGCAACCUCAGUGUGCAGCACCAAGUGUACGCCCGAGAGCCAGGGGGGCCCGAGCAGGCCACCCACUUCAUCCGGGCCAACGGGCGCAUUGUGUAUAUCUGCGGCCCUCUGGAGAUGCUGCAUGAGAUCCUGCUCCAGGCCCAGAGGGAGAACCUGACCAAUGGAGACUAUGUCUUCUUUUACCUGGAUGUCUUUGGGGAGAGUCUCCGGGCAGGGCCUACACGCUCUACAGGCCGGCCGUGGCAGGACAAUCGCACCCAGGAACAGGCCCAGGCCCUCAGAGAGGCCUUUCAGACAGUAUUGGUGAUCACAUACAGAGAACCCCCAAAUCCUGAGUAUCAAGAAUUCCAGAAUCGUCUACUGAUAAGAGCCAAGGAAGAUUUUGGUGUGGAGCUGGCCCCAUCCCUGAUGAACCUCAUCGCUGGCUGCUUCUAUGAUGGGAUCCUGCUCUACGCUGAAGUCCUGAAUGAGACACUACAGGAAGGAGGCACCCGGGAAGAUGGGCUUCGCAUUGUGGAGAAGAUGCAGGGCCGGAGAUACCAUGGCGUCACUGGACUGGUUGUUAUGGACAAGAAUAAUGACCGGGAGACUGAUUUUGUCCUGUGGGCCAUGGGAGACUUGGAGUCUGGAGACUUUCAGCCUGCAGCCCACUACUCGGGAGCUGAGAAGCAGAUUUGGUGGACAGGACGACCUAUUCCCUGGGUGAAGGGGGCCCCGCCCUUGGACAAUCCCCCCUGUGCCUUUGAUUUGGACGACCCAUCCUGUGAUAAAACUCCACUUUCCACUCUGGCAAUUGUGGCUCUGGGCACAGGAAUCACCUUCAUCAUGUUUGGUGUUUCCAGCUUCCUAAUUUUCCGUCCUUACAGAAAACUGAUGCUGGAGAAGGAGCUGGCUAGCAUGCUGUGGCGGAUUCGCUGGGAAGAACUGCAGUUUGGCAACUCAGAACGCUAUCAUAAAGGUGCAGGCAGCCGACUCACGCUGUCCCUGCGGGGAUCCAGUUACGGCUCGCUCAUGACAGCCCAUGGGAAAUACCAGAUCUUUGCCAACACCGGUCACUUCAAGGGAAAUGUUGUUGCCAUCAAACACGUAAAUAAGAAGCGCAUUGAGCUGACCCGGCAGGUUCUGUUUGAACUCAAGCAUAUGAGAGACGUUCAGUUCAAUCACCUUACUCGCUUCAUUGGAGCUUGCAUAGACCCUCCCAACAUUUGCAUUGUCACAGAGUACUGUCCACGUGGAAGCUUACAAGAUAUUCUAGAAAAUGACAGCAUCAACUUGGACUGGAUGUUUCGUUAUUCACUCAUUAAUGAUCUAGUUAAGGGCAUGGCCUUUCUCCACAACAGCAUUAUUUCAUCUCAUGGAAGUCUCAAGUCCUCCAACUGUGUCGUGGAUAGUCGUUUUGUGCUCAAAAUCACAGACUAUGGCCUGGCCAGUUUCCGAUCAACCGCUGAACCUGAUGACAGCCAUGCUCUCUAUGCCAAGAAGCUGUGGACUGCCCCGGAACUGCUCAGUGGGAACCCCUUGCCCACCACAGGCAUGCAGAAAGCUGAUGUCUAUAGCUUUGGAAUCAUCCUACAGGAGAUAGCACUUCGCAGUGGUCCUUUCUACUUAGAGGGUUUGGACCUCAGCCCCAAAGAGAUUGUUCAGAAGGUCCGAAAUGGUCAGCGGCCCUAUUUCCGGCCAAGCAUUGACCGCACCCAAUUGAAUGAAGAGCUAGUUUUGUUGAUGGAGCGAUGUUGGGCCCAGGACCCAGCUGAGCGGCCGGACUUUGGACAGAUCAAGGGCUUCAUCCGCCGCUUUAACAAGGAGGGUGGCACCAGUAUAUUGGACAACCUCUUGCUGCGCAUGGAACAGUAUGCCAACAACCUGGAGAAGCUGGUGGAGGAACGCACACAGGCCUAUCUAGAGGAAAAACGCAAGGCUGAGGCACUGCUCUACCAAAUUCUACCCCAUUCAGUGGCAGAGCAGUUAAAACGGGGAGAGACUGUACAAGCAGAGGCCUUUGACAGUGUCACCAUCUACUUCAGUGACAUCGUUGGCUUCACAGCAUUGUCAGCUGAGAGCACUCCCAUGCAGGUGGUGACACUUCUUAAUGAUCUGUAUACCUGCUUUGAUGCCAUAAUCGACAACUUUGAUGUCUACAAGGUGGAGACAAUUGGAGAUGCCUACAUGGUGGUUUCUGGCCUCCCAGGGCGAAAUGGUCAACGUCAUGCACCAGAAAUUGCUCGGAUGGCCCUAGCAUUGUUAGAUGCAGUCUCUUCUUUCCGUAUCCGCCACCGACCCCAUGACCAGCUGAGGCUUCGCAUAGGUGUUCACACAGGGCCAGUCUGUGCAGGUGUUGUUGGUCUGAAGAUGCCCCGCUAUUGUCUUUUUGGAGACACCGUAAACACUGCUUCUCGAAUGGAGUCUAAUGGCCAAGCUCUGAAGAUCCAUGUCUCCUCUACCACCAAAGAUGCUCUGGAUGAGUUAGGAUGCUUCCAGCUAGAGCUUCGGGGGGAUGUGGAGAUGAAGGGAAAAGGAAAGAUGCGAACUUACUGGCUCCUAGGAGAGCGGAAAGGACCUCCUGGACUCCUGUAAACCCCACUCCUUCCCACUUCUUGCUGCUGUUAGUUGGGUGGGCAGUGGCCAUCAUCUCUUCACAUACCAGACUUUGUCACAUGAGAUGGAAAACGUGCACAAAAAUCCUACCUUAUAUGGAAGUUUUAUCCCUCUGUAGCUCAGUCUUGUACAUAUUCUGGCCCUUCUAUGGCUUGGUCCCCUUCCUCUACCUUCUGUAAAUAUGUGUAUCUAGACCAGAAUAUUUUGGCCAAGUAUAAAACAACAACAA